AUGGACUCCGAUCUGUGGGCGUCUCGGGUUGCCGCAGCCAAGAGACAGUAUUCGCUGCAGCAGCAUCAGAACUCUCGAUUAGGUUCGACGCCCCUAUUUUCUUGCGGAUGCGUUAUUUCCUUUGUUUCGCGGGAUAUUUAGCGGAUGAGGCGUUCUCCUUGUCGUUCGAUGUGUGUUCUUUUGCUGGAUUUAUUAUUCUUCUGACUUGUGGCGGUAUUCAUAUUUCCUAGAUCGGUUGAUGUUCGAUGAUUUCGACUUGGAAGAGGACGGCCGGCUUGAUUUUCCCUGUCCGUAUUGCUACGAGGAUCACGACAUCGCUUCUUUGUGCUCCCAUCUUGAGGAAGAGCACGCCUUCGAAUCCAAAGCAACGGUGAGCACGUGCAUCCUCUCUCCCAAAAAUAUUUACCCAUUUAUGCUUGGUGAACGAAAAUCAAUGGCUCGAGACUCUGUCUGUGGCUGCGAUUAAAUCCUAGGUGAUAAUCAUCGGCGAUCGCUUAAGAGCCGUUGAUGUUUUGGAAUGCAAUUUCGGCCGGACCACGUAGUGUCCGGAUUCUCUUGCAUAUCUUUACACUUUUCUUUAUCGUUAUAAAUGAAAGGCUACCUGUUUUGGGUUCAAGGAUGCUGCGUCUGACGGUGGAACCAUGAUUUAUUUAGGAGGAAACGUAAAGGAAUGAUUUUACACGGGGCUCUAAACUUUUACCUCUCUAAAGAAAAAAUACAUAAAUCAUGGAUGCCGCAGCAUCGUAAGAUUCCAACCAUAGGUUUCAAUUGGAAGGGAUAAAAACCAAUAUUGUGCAAAAAAUCCAAAGAGAGAUAAUUUUGGGAAGAGGUGGAACCUCCCCCCCCAGGCCUGUUUGGAUCGGGUCUUCACUUCUGCUGUGGUUGAUUUAGAUGUGUUUAUAAGGUUUUAUCAGGGGAAGUAUUGCUUGCUCUGAUCUUUGUUUGGAACUUCUUGUUCUCGGGGUAUAGUUCCUCCCUCUUGUUUGAGCCAAAGUUGAAGAGCCCUUUUGUCUUCCAUACUAAUUUGAUGCAGGCUAAAGAGAGAAAAAACUUUCUACUGGAUCACUCUGUGCUGGGUUAUGUUUCAAAGUUUCAUAAAUAAGUUUUAAAAAAUGAAAGAUUGAAAUAACGUUUUUAGGAAACUGGUAGAGGGUUAAGCAUAAUAGAGAAUACGAUAUAGGGUAAAGGAUGGCAUAGCACUUUUCCAUCCAUGAGCUCACUUUUCUCUGGCCCUGACCUCUUUAGUGACUAUCUUUGUUGUGCACUUAAUUAGCUGACUGAUCAAGGGCAGCACUUAAUUUGGGUUGUUCUCGGAGCUUUGGAAAUGGUAGAGGAGAGCCAAAUCAUAAGAAACAGGGAAUAUAGGCAAAGGAUGACAACUUCCCUUCACCUCAUGAUGCCCGUUUGAUUUAGUUUAUGGUUUCUGUGAUGGGUAGCGUUGUUUUGCUCAGAAGAUGAUCAUUCAGAAACAGCAUGGCUUCCCCUAUGUAGUCCAUUAUUUUUCUGGUUUUAUAACCCCCCCCCACCUUUGUCCUGCUUUUGUAGAUGGAAACAGGGGAUGGCGCUAUAAUAAUAGGAGAUCAUUGAAGGAAAAACAAAUUAAUUUUAUAUACGGUGGGGGAGGAAUUUUUCUGCAAGAUAUAUGUAGGGAACUAGAGGAAGAGGAAGAAAAAAGAUGAUAAAAGAACCGCAUAGGUGGGCUUUGAGUCAUUAUAAGGCCAGUGAGACCAGGUGGAGGAUAGUAUAUUUCGUGGUAGGUUAGUAUGAGUUCGAACUGUGGAGUUAAUGCAGGGCAUGUGGGAGAAUUGUGAGGCAUUGCGAGUGGGUUUCAUGCAAUCCAGAGGGUAUAGUCCAGUGUGCUGAAUUCUGAUUUCAGUAAUCAAUCAACUUGGCCAAUCUCAGCCACGAAUAUCCACACCCAUUAGAUUCAUUUGAACAUCUUUCACACAAAGCUGUGCUUUUUUUAAUUUAGUUUUAAUUUUUUCGCUCGAUUUCUGUUUUAGCAAAAAUAUUUCAGGCUUUAUUAUCAGGCGGAUAAUCUCUCUUGGUGUCUUUUAUUCGGGUAUAUAGUAGAGAAGAAGAAAAAGUUGCUUCUUCAUGAUUUAAUCGCUGCUUGAGGAUAAUAUUCGAGGAAAAUAAUAGUUUCAGACUCUAUUUCCGUGCUGAUUUUAAUUGAUUUUUGUCCUUACUCUGUAAUCCACUGUGAUAUUGGGUAUUUGACAUUUUGCAUCGGUUUUCAGGUCUGCCCCAUUUGUUCUGUAAAGAUCACGAGGGACAUGCUAAACCAUAUCACAGUCCAACAUGGGCACCUGUUCAAGAUAUCCACUUACUCUUCCAUCUUCCUUGCCAUGAUUUCUUUUAUCCGUAGAUUUUAUUUUUGGUAAAUUAUUCUUUCAAUUUUUUCCUUAACCGAAGAUCACCUACAGAGACGUCGAAGGUUACGUAGAGUUGCCAUGCCUAACAACCAAGUCCUGGCUCGACUGAGUAGGGACCUCCGCGAGGCUCACCUGCAGGUGAUCCUGGGGAAUGGAGGCUAUCAGUCAAGCAGUGCUCACACAUCAAACGCUUCCACAGACUCACUCCUCUCAUCAUUACUGAACCUUCCCCCGCCUGAAUCUGAGGAGCUUCCGAAAUCAACCGUUUCAACUGCAGAGGAUGCUUCCAAACGGGUCCUGACGUCCUCAAAUAGGAAAUCCAGGUGUUCUUUCGACACGUUUAUCACAUUUUAAUAAAGCAUCCCUCCGAUGGAAACUUUUGAAAGUUUUAGAUUGUUGAAGUAUGAUUUCUUGGUAUGGUGUCAUGAAUUAUUUAGAGAUGUAAAACUUUUUGCCUUGCUUGGUGAAAAUGUUCAUUUUCUUGCCUCAUUUGUUGUCUCAUUAUUUUUCUCACCUUUUGAUUAAGGAUCCUCCCCCCCUGAAACAUGUUGCGACAUUACACCAAUAUGAGGUCAUAAAUUAUUUGAAAAUAUGAAAACUAUUACUUGGUGGAGAUUCUUGGGAUCUUGUCCCAUUUGAUAUCCAGGCAUUGUGUUGACAUUAUUCUCACCUUUUGGCAAGGGAUUCCGCUUUCGGAAACGUUUGAAAAUGAGACAAGAUCUGGCAUGUUGAAGUAUGAAGUAUGAUACCUUGAUACGGGGUUAUAAGUCACAUAGAAAUCUGAUAAAUCCUGCUCGGUGAAGAUUUUUGUGUUCUUGUCUCAUCUGAUAUGCUGGUGUUAUUUCACCGUUAUUCAUCUUUCGAUCGAGGAUCCCACUUUCAGAAACUUUUGAGAAGUUUUAGUAUGUUGAAGCGUGAUGGCUUGAUAUGAGGUCCCCCUUUUGGAAAACCUUAGAGAAGUUUCAGCGUUGAAGAUCUUCCAGGUCUUUGAGAAGUUUUGAUACACUUGUUGCUAAUGUAUUUGAACUUCAUUCCAAAGAUUUGGAGCAUUGUUUUCUUCCCAUUAUGUUUCCUUUGGUAGGGGUCGUUCCAUGCGUGAACCCCCAAUCAUAUGCCCGUGGGAAAAUUUUCUAUUAUAGGGAGUAUUUCACUUCUUUAAUUGAUACAUAAAACACUUCAAAAAAAAAAAAACCUUUUUUUUUUUCUUGGGAUCAUCUUAGUCUGAUGAAUCGUGCUUCCCUUGCUAGAAAGAUCCUCACUAGUCAAUCUCUGAAUCUUCACGAACAUGAAUAACCAUGAAGAGAUUAAUCGCAGGAAUUCUUCUGACGGAUUGAUGGCCCGGGGUUUUCUGAUCUCCAACUCUCUGGUUUUUUUUUAUUAGCAGCUUUGAUCCCUCGUUGAGUCACGAAGAGAAGGAGCGGAAGAUCAGGCAGGCUGCCGUCAGGGCAACGUUCGUCCAGGACUUGCUCCUCACUACCCUCUUUGGCGAUUGA
Molecule: messenger RNA, 3868 nt
Organism: Spirodela intermedia
Lineage: Eukaryota; Viridiplantae; Streptophyta; Magnoliopsida; Alismatales; Araceae
Source: the annotation of a GenBank genome assembly